Molecule: messenger RNA, 992 nt
Organism: Aspergillus wentii DTO 134E9
Lineage: Eukaryota; Fungi; Ascomycota; Eurotiomycetes; Eurotiales; Aspergillaceae
Exons: 3
Coding region: 1-933 (310 amino acids)
Source: RefSeq, a predicted model, not a curated record
AUGUCCCAUAUGAGGAUAUUUAGUAUUAUCGGGGCUCUUUUGUGGAGCAUGCAACUCAGACUGGGAACAAGCUGUAUUUUGCCUACCGCGCAUGCCACCUCAGCUGUGGCGAGCUCAGAGAGUCCUUCAACCGCCUCUGCUAUCUUCCAGACUGGACAAUUCCCAUCAGCCAAUCCUUCCAGGCCUACAAACCAGCAAAACAAGGACUCUCCCGCUGCCCACACACUGACGAAAUUUGUGACCACCAUUCUAGGAGGGGGACAAGGAUCUCCGACACCGACCUCAACACAGACACUCUCCAAUAGCGCAAGUUUUAACUCUGUUCCACCCCUACAGCCAACCCAUGGUCUGGAUCAAAAGUUGUCGGCGUCACAAUCUAGAUCCCACUUAUCAACCAAUUUAGCUGGUGCGGGUACUACUUCUGCCCCAAGUACUACAUUGAGCAGCUUAGAUCAUAGCCAGUUUGAUGCCAAAGCUACCCUGACCACUUCUUCCCGUCUACAGGAUGCUUCAAAAAGCGCCAUAGCGGGCAUGGCCACGCAAGAUUCCACCAACAACACCACCAGGAUAUUGGAAGUGCAGGUAUUGCCGUCCGCUGGGUCUGAUAGCGACUCACAUGGCUCCAUAUUUAAGCCGAACUCUCUCAUGGCACAGCCCGGGGAGAUCGUGAAGUUUUAUUUUCAUGAUUCCUACCUGCUUCGAAUGACGAGCCUAGAGGAUCCCUGCUCUAUUUUCCCUAGCAGUUUGAACGAACCUUGGGGGUCAGAGUCGAUGGUAGCGUCAUAUCAACUUCCCGUUCAGUCUGCCAGCCCAGUGUGGCUCCAUGUGAACCUGAAUGAUCCGGAAUAUACCUGCGAUAAUCGGACGGUCUUUGCCAUCAAUCCUGGAGACCAUAUGAAUGACUUUCUCGCUCAUGCUGUGUCAUCAAAUUGACUGACCAGCUCUAUUCGUUUUGUACGUUCCCGCGCUCAAUUUGAAUUAUGAUAUAUCUC